AUGGUUGUUAAUGCUUAUGUUACUAAUCACAAUUUAAGCCAAUCAGAAAUUGUUGAUUUGCUUUCUACUGGCUUAUCUGGAACUCUUCGAAAUUGGUGGGCUAAACACUUUACUGAAGAAUCCCGAGAAACAAUUAGAAAAGCUGUCAAAAAAGAUGAAGAUGACUUACCAAUAUUUGAUGAGCAACAUGGUACUGGUGAACCUGAUAGUGUUAACACAUUGAUUUACACAAUCAUUAAGCAUUUUAUUGGAACACCAUCUAACAUCACUUCUCGCAUUUCUGAUUUCUUGAAUAAUCUUUGUUGCCCUACUAUAAAAAUAUGUUUAUGCAUGUCUCCUUUCAUUGUGCAGCAAGUAUUGGUGGAGUUGGCAAAUGACCCAAAGCUUGUGUAUCAUUGUGGACUAACACCUAGAAAGUUACCAGAACUGGUGGAAAAUAAUCCUCUAAUUGCAGUUGAAGUUCUCACCAAAUUGAUAAAUUCGCCUGAAAUUGCAGAAUAUUUUACAGUUCUUGUGAGUAUGGACAUGAGUCUACACUCGAUGGAAGUUGUUAACAGGCUUACAACAACCGUUGAACUUCCCUCUGAGUUCAUACGCAUGUACAUAACUAACUGUAUAUCAUCAUGUGAGAACAUCAAGGAUAAAUACAUGCAGAACAGGCUUGUGAGACUUGUAUGUGUUUUCCUACAAAGCCUUAUCCGAAAUAAUAUCAUCAAUGUCAAAGAUCUUUUCAUUGAAGUUCAAGCUUUCUGCAUUGAAUUCUCGCGUAUUAGGGAAGCAGCUGCAUUAUUUAGGCUUCUGAAGUCCUUGGAAUAAAUUGGUCCCCUUUUUUUCGUUCUUGUAGUUUUCUUGGGUUCAAUGACUAGCUUUCUUUUUUUCUCUUCAUUUUCCCUACAUCCCUACAUGUAGAUAAUAACACAAGCAUUUAGAAUGCAGAUGGUGUCUUCUUCUUCUUCUUCUUCUUCUCUCUCUCUCUCUCUCUCUCUCUCUCUCUCUCUUCUGAUUGUUGUAGUGAUUUGUGUUUAAAAAGUAAUAUAUGACAAGAGUCUACUGGCAUGCAUGUUGGUGAAA
This is a messenger RNA of Corylus avellana, 1071 nucleotides long. NCBI's taxonomy places the organism in Eukaryota, Viridiplantae, Streptophyta, Magnoliopsida, Fagales, Betulaceae. The record is from RefSeq and is a predicted model, not a curated record.